UAGUGCUAAUCCGAUGAGGUGCUUCCUAGUCCAGGCUAAUACGAGCGAAUGAGCGCUUCCAGUAUGGACGGCCCUUUGGCCCCUUGUCGAAUAGCUCGCUUGCGGUGUUACGAUGCCAAAACAAGACAGAUUUAUGUACGCGAUAGUGUCGGGGGUUUAAUGAUGCGAGAUGUGAAUAAAAAUAUCAACUCCUUCCCAAUUCUUGAUCUCAUCCUUUCCCCUUUUUCUAUCCUCCGGUGCAGAUUUUUCUGUGAGGUGCACGUCCGUCGCCAUUAGACCUGCUGAGCAACCAAAAACUACAAAGAGAUCUUUAACCCCUGAAAGUAGUCAAAGCAGUCUAGGUUGUCAUUCUCGUCAUGUCAUCCACGGAAGUUCCCGAUCCUGACAUGGUUCAGCCAAUGGCUCCUCACCAGGACGAUGCGGCGAAGAGAUACUCGAUGGCGGAGGUCGAACGGGCUCGCUCGGCACCCGAAGAUAUCGAGGAGAAGGGUGAACGCGCAGAUUACGGGAAGGUUGAUAGCGAAGUCGCGAAAUACUCAUCGGCCGCCCGAAUUGAAAUAUCACCCGAAGAGAAUAUCAGGCUUCGAAAAUUGAUUGACAAGCGUGUCUUGGUUGUUAUGAUUACGACGUAUUUCCUCCAGGCAAUUGACAAGGGCACAUUGUCCUUCUCUUCGAUUAUGGGCCUUCCAAAAGACACUGGCAUGCUUACCCCCCAGGGUAAAGUAAGCCAGGACUUUUCGUGGUUGACAACCUGUAUUUACAUCACCAUUCUCGUUGUCGAGUACCCGCAAAAUUAUAUCAUUGCCCGUGUUCCUGUUGCCAAAUACCUCAGUUUUUCCAUCAUUGCUUGGGGGGUUGUCUUGGCAUGCCAUGCUGCUUGCAAGAAUUUCACCGGGCUGGUGAUUGCUCGUAUACUGUUGGGACUCUUUGAAUCAGCUUGCCAGCCUGCGUUCGUUAUACUCUCGGCUAUGUGGUACAAGCGCGAGGAGCAGGCGUCGAGAGUCACUUACUGGUACAUGAUGAACGGUGCGCAGCAAAUUGUUGGCGGUCUUCUUGCCUACUGCUUUACAUUGAUCACAGAUGGCCCUCUCAAGUCGUGGCAGUGGCUAUUCAUGGCUUACGGUAUCAUCUCCGUUAUUUUUGGUGUCUUCGUCUUCUGGUGGAUGCCUGAUUCUCCUAUGCGUGCGAAAUGUUUCACCGAAGAGGAUAAACACUUGAUGGUUGAGCGUGUCCGAGGAAACCAAACCGGCUUGCAAAACCGUGUCUUCAAGAAGGAGCAAGUUUGGGAUGCAUUGACCGAUCCCCAAACCUGGUGCUAUGCUGGAAUCCAGUUCACGACGACCCUACCAACCAGCGGCCUUGGCGCAUUUGCUAAUCUCAUUAUCUCGGGUAGUUUGGGGUUCACCAACCUCCAAACACAGCUCCUUGCCAUGGUCCUUGGUUUUUACAUCAUAAUUGUGUUGUUGGGAUCGGUCUGGCUGGUGAAGAAGUUUAACCAGAACAUCCUGACUAUGUUGGGUUUCGUAAUUCCGUCAUUUAUUGGCACCAUCCUAUUAAUGACUGUCCCUAACAAUACCUUCUCUCAGCACGUCGGUUUGCUCAUCAGCUAUUAUAUCACGCUCUCUUUUUGGGCGGCGCAGACCCUUGGUCUUUCUAUGAUGUCCCGAAACGUCGGCGGCCAGACGAAGAAGACUGUUGUUGUUGCUACAUCAUUUCUGUUUUGGGCAGCAGGAAAUUCCAUAGGGCCAAUGUGCGUGCAACCUCUCAUAUAUCAAGUUCAAAGUAUCUUCACUAAUUGGAAUAUUAGGGUUUUCCUUUCUCGUGAGGCUCCGAAGUACUUUACUGCAUUUGCAACCCACCUUGGGUGCUACGCGGCUCUCGUGCUUAUCCUGCUGUUCUUCCGCUUCUAUCUUUGUAGACAGAAUAAGAAGAGAGAUCAAUUGGCUGCGGCUGGUGUUAGUGAGGCUCACGAUGAGAGACUAGCCCACGCCUUUGAAGAUUUGACGGAUAGGGAGAACCCCAACUUUAGAUAUGUGUAUUAGAGAGUAUUUGAGGGUAUGAGUUUAUGUUGUUUGG
Hypoxylon trugodes is the source of this 2076-nucleotide messenger RNA. Its product is annotated as MFS general substrate transporter. The transcript is spliced from 3 exons. Lineage: Eukaryota; Fungi; Ascomycota; Sordariomycetes; Xylariales; Hypoxylaceae. Gene Ontology annotation, biological process: transmembrane transport. Gene Ontology annotation, cellular component: membrane. Gene Ontology annotation, molecular function: transmembrane transporter activity. The coding region runs from base 357 to 2042 and encodes 561 amino acids. The record is from RefSeq and is a predicted model, not a curated record.